CGUGUCAAAUUGCGACUAUAUUAUCGGCCGAUAAAGUAUCGUUGAUCGUUAUAUGUCGAUAAAUUAAUAAUAAUUUAAAUAUAAUUAAAUUUUUUUAAAUAUAUAUAUUUUAUUUGUUAUAUUAAUAAAUAAAUUCUUUAAAUUGAACAAAUUAAGCUUUUUAUCAAACGUGAUUUGCAGUUGUGUCGACCACUACGGUCACAUUAAGGUGGAAUGGGAGACGUUGAGAAAGUAUAAAAGAGCACGGAGCGAUGCAACAGUCCGGCUUCUGAGGGCACUAUCAAAUUGGGAUUAUUGGUAUUGUUUUUCGCCUGAUUGACAAUACGAAUUAUCCUGCAAUGGCCCUCAGUCAAACCAGCGUGGUGAGUAAAGGAGAAAACUAUGGCAACUCCACAGAAAUAUGACUAUGAUAAUAAAACGUCUAAAACUAUACAACACUGUGAUAGAAGAUGUAAUAGCAGGAGUACGUGAAUCGUUUAUAGAUGAAGGUGUAGAUGAACAAGUACUAUUAGAACUUAAACAAAUAUGGGAAACGAAAUUAAUGUCAAGUAAAGCAGUGGAACUAAAUCCAGAACCACCAGAACCUCAAGUUCCUCAGCUAAACACACAUAAAUCUGUGCCUGGCAACAAAGGAAAUCAUUUCGUACAACAAACAUCUGUCACUAAUCCAGUGCCACAACAAGCGCAGCAACAACAGCAACAACAACCAACAUCGCAACAGUCACAAUCACAACAACAGCAACAACAUCAGCAGCCACAACAAUCACAACAACAACAACAGCAAACAUCAAGUACAACCUUACAACAUCCAAAUGCACCAGUACAACAAGUGGUGACUACUCCACCUGCAGUACUUGACAGACAAGUGCCAAUACAAAUUACUUUACCUCCACAACCUGGUGCACGUGAUUCUCAACAACGUGUAUUAACUAUACAAGUUCCUGCAUCUGCGAUUCAAAGUAAUCAACUUCAUACUAUCUUAACGGGUCCUGUAAUUAGUGCUGCAAUGGGCUUGCCAGCAGAUGUAGCUGGAACGUUAUUACAACAGCAUGUAAAUUCUACUCUUCAGGGUCAUCCUACAUUAUCAUCGAUUCAAGUUAAUCAACCCUUACAGGUUGUAACACAAAAUACAAAUAACGUUGUUACACAACGUUCUGUUCAAGGCCAACAAAAUAACAUAGCUCAAUUAGAUGGAGCUUUAGGAGCAUUAGGUGAUUCAUCUGAUGAAGAUGAAGAAGAGGAAGAAGAGGAUAAUGACGACGAUGACGAAGAUCUUGAUGAUAAGGAAGAAGAAGAAAAUGAUGAGGCGACUGCACGAGAGGAGGAACCAUUAAAUUCUGAAGAUGAUGUUACAGAUGAUGAUCCAGCUGAUUUAUUUGAUACAGAUAAUGUAGUUGUUUGUCAGUAUGAUAAAAUCACAAGGAGUAGAAAUAAAUGGAAAUUCUAUCUUAAGGAUGGCAUAAUGAACUUAAGUGGAAAAGAUUAUGUGUUUCAAAAAGCAAACGGAGAUGCUGAAUGGUAGAUUUGAAAAUAAUGUGAAUAUUGUGUUGUCUGAUUUUAUUUUUAACAAACUGUAUACAAGGGCAGCUCGAUAAUGUGUAUGCGUGAUGUUGCGUUUGAUGGACAACAUUAAGCUGUAGCAGUUUCUAUAAUGAGGCAGUAAACCACGUAAUAAUACUACUAUACAGAAAAGUAAAGUGAGAAAUUCUUUGGGAAAACAUCGGAAAAUAUAUAUAAUAUCUUCUGUAUUUUAGUAUCCCAUUAAUUGACAAAGUUUAUAUAAUGUGAUUUUUUUUUUUUAUUUUGUUCAUUUAAGAAAGCAUAAUUAAUUUUAACAAUGUCUUCUAUUGCUGAUUAUAAAUCCAUCAAAAUAAUAUAUUAAUUUACUAAUGGUAAUAUUCCUCAUAAAGAAAGUUACAACAGCUGUUCUUAUAUCGUUUUACUACACAAACAUUAUUGGUAAAACAGUAAUGUAUUUAGUGAAAUAAUUUAGUUUAUAUUAUUAGUUGUGUCAAUGAUCAUUGCAUCGAGAAUUUUAGUUAUAAAUAUUCUUGCUGCUUUAUGUCUUCAGGAUCUAUUAUUAUCAACUUUUACAUACAUACAAUAAUAAUUGUAAAUAAAGUAAAGGGAUGCUACUUAUAAAACAUAUGUGAUGCUUUUGAAAAUAAAUGUGUCUUAUAAUGUUAUUACAGUUAA
Messenger RNA from Vespa crabro (European hornet), 2196 nucleotides. It is a transcript of the gene TfIIA-L, whose product is annotated as transcription initiation factor IIA subunit 1. Lineage: Eukaryota; Metazoa; Arthropoda; Insecta; Hymenoptera; Vespidae. Gene Ontology annotation, cellular component: transcription factor TFIIA complex. The record is from RefSeq and is a predicted model, not a curated record. The transcript is spliced from 7 exons. Gene Ontology annotation, biological process: transcription initiation at RNA polymerase II promoter; transcription by RNA polymerase II. Bases 401 to 1522 code for a protein of 373 amino acids.